This is a messenger RNA of Equus quagga, 3430 nucleotides long. RefSeq names its product adhesion G protein-coupled receptor E2-like. Gene Ontology annotation, biological process: adenylate cyclase-activating G protein-coupled receptor signaling pathway; cell surface receptor signaling pathway. NCBI's taxonomy places the organism in Eukaryota, Metazoa, Chordata, Mammalia, Perissodactyla, Equidae. The record is from RefSeq and is a predicted model, not a curated record. The transcript is spliced from 19 exons. Gene Ontology annotation, cellular component: membrane. Gene Ontology annotation, molecular function: G protein-coupled receptor activity; calcium ion binding. Bases 1 to 2430 code for a protein of 809 amino acids.
AUGGCAGGGAAGACGAGCCUGAUGAAGCUUCAUCGCUGCCACCUUUUGCGGGGCCUGCGCGUCCACCGAAGGGUGCUCGGGGACCCGGGACCGCUGGGCCUCCGCCCGGCGCAGCCCUCCCCGGCCCAGGGCUGUGUCCUGCGCCCUGUGGCCUCGCUUCUCCGCACGGAGGCAAGACUCUCAGUGCUGCUGUUGUUGCCAUUGGGAGCUGCAGCCCUGAAUGCUGGAGAAAUCAACGAGUGUGAACCACCUUGGACAGUGUCCUGUGGAAUAUAUAUAGACUGCCAGGACAUAGAGGAGAGCUACUGCCAGUGCAUCAGAGGACACGAGAUUGAUUCUCAGGAAAUGUUCACCAAUGAGACUAAUGAAACGUGUGAUGGCUCUACCCCAACCUCCUGUGCCCAGGAGUGCCCUCGGAGAUCCGUAUGUGCUGAUGCCAAUGCAUGUCGCUGCCUUCCAGGAUUCAGUUCUUCCUCUGGGGAGGUCUUCAUCAGCCCCUCGGACAGCUGUGAAGACGUCAAUGAGUGUAAAACCCCGUCAACAGUGUCCUGUGGAAAAUUCGCAGAUUGCCACAACACAGAGGGCAGCUACUACUGCACAUGCAGCCCAGGAUACCAGCUUGUUUCUGGGGCAACGUUAUUCUGGAAUGAGAAAGAGAACACGUGUCACGAAGUCGACCCAGGCUCCAAGGAGGCCCAGAACACUGGGGGACAGAAGACGGGCCGCUACUCAGCAGGGUCCAGAGGAACCUUCCCCGCCUGGGCUCCACCCCGUAGAAUCAAGAGCCAGCGUCUCUCCCGCUUCUUUGAAGGAGUCCAGAAACUGCGCGUAGGCUUCCAGUCAGCCUCGACCCAGGACACCGUCCAGGGUCUCAUGCAUGAAGUGGAUGAUCUGCUGGAGACCCCAGGGGACCUGGAGACCCUGCCCAGCUCAGAGCAGCACUGUGUGGCCGCUAACAUGCUCUUUGGCCUGGAGGAUGUCCUGAGAGGGCUGAGCCAGGCCCUGUCCAAUGGGUCAUUGACCUUCCAUUCACCUGCAGGCACAGAGCUGACCCUGGAGGUGCUGGAGCAGGGAGACAGAAGUAUCUCCUUGAGCCAGAAUCGGGCAAAGAUGCUGCUGAAGUGGGAGACGGUGCAGGGAUCUGCUGACUCAGGCCCUUCUGUGGUGGGCUUUGUCUCCAUCCCGGGCAUGGGAAAGCUGCUGGCUGAGGCGCCCCUGGUCCUGGACCCUGAGAGGCAGGAAGUUGUACGGGAGACACACAAGGACUUGCUGCAGGAAGUCACCCAUGUCCUGCUCUCAGAUGUCGUCACCACCUUCUUCAGCAACAAUGACACUCAGAACCUCAGCUUCUCAGUCACCUUCAUCUUUAACCAUUCAGUGACCCCUCAGCCAAGGAAGAAGGUGCUCUGCGUCUUCUGGGAGCACAGCAGGAGUGAAAGUGGUCAUUGGGCCACCACAGGCUGCACGAUGGUGGGCACCAGAGACACCAGCACCACCUGCCAGUGCACCCACCUCAGCAGCUUUGCCGUCCUCAUGGCCCACUACAACGUGCAGAGGGAGGAUCCUGUACUGGAUGUGAUCACCUACGUGGGGCUCAGCCUAUCUCUGCUGUGCCUCCUCCUGGCAGCCCUCACCUUCCUGCUGUGCAGAGCCAUCCAGAACACCAGCACCUCCCUCCACUUGCAGCUCUCGCUCUGCCUCUUCCUGGCCCACCUCCUCUUCCUCACGGCCAUCGACCGAACGGAGAUCAAGGUGCUGUGCACACUCAUCGCGGGCGCCUUACACUAUCUCUACCUGGCCUCCUUCACCUGGAUGCUGCUGGAGGGCCUGCACCUCUUCCUCACUGCACGAAACCUGACGGUGGUCAACUACUCCAGUGUGAGCAGGUUCAUGAAGUGGCUCAUGUUCCCUGUGGGCUACGGCGUCCCGGCCGUGAUCGUGGCCAUUUCUGCAGCAUCCAGGCCUCAUCUCUAUGGAACAUCAACCCGAUGCUGGCUCAACACAGACAAAGGGUUUAUAUGGGCCUUCCUUGGCCCCGUCUGCACCAUCUUCUCUAUCAACUUGGCUUUCUUUCUGAUGACCUUCUGGAUUGUGAAAAACAAGCUCUCCUCACUCAGCAGCGACGUGUCCACCCUGAAGAACACAAGAAUGCUGACUUUUAAAGCUACAGCUCAGCUCUUCAUCUUGGGAUGCACGUGGUGUCUGGGAAUCCUGCAGGUGGGGCCGGCUGCCCAUGUCAUGGCCUACCUCUUCACCAUCAUCAACAGCCUGCAGGGUGUCUUCAUCUUCCUGGUGUACUGCCUCCUCAGCCAGCAGGUCCAGCAGCAAUACAGGAGAUGGUUCAAAGGGGUCACAAAAACCAAAGCCGAGUCUGAGAAGUACACGCUCUCCAGCAGGGCCAUGCCUGAUGCCUCCAAACACAGUGUGUAAAAGGCCACUAAAAGCAUUGGGUGAAAGGCUGCUGGAGGACAGGCUGGCCCCACAGUGACCAAGAGUCCCCUCAGAUUACUGGUUCAUCACAAGGGCCAAGGUGCACGUCUACAGCAUGGAGAUCUGCCAGUCACCAUCUGAACUUAAUGAUCAGGCUCAACAUCAUCAAUACGGGAAACCUGACAUCAGAUAUCUCCUGAGAAGACAUGAAGUUACAGCAUCCCAUUUGUGGUGAAUGAAGAAUUUUGACAAAUCAGUCUAACCUAAACCUAAUCCAGCUUUAGACCAAGGGUAGACAAACUGUAGCAUGCAGGACAAGCACAGGCAGCUAGCUGCUCCUGUGAAUAAAGAUUUAUUGGAGCACAGCCACACCCAUUCAUGGAUGUAUUAUCUAUGGCUGCUCUCACGCUACAGUGUCAGAGUUGAGUAGCUGUGACAGAGACUGUAAGAGCGACAAGCUGAAAAUAUCUACCACCUGGCCCUUUAUAGGCAACCUUGCCAGCACCUGUUCUUCCAGAUCUAACCUUCAGAAUACACGGAAUACAGGGGACAGAAGAACAGGUUAAAUGACAUCAAGAGGAAACAGUCAGGCAAAUUGAGAACGUGAGGCAUUCAACAAGCCAUUGGCCUGGACUCUUCUAAAGUCAAUACCGUUUUAAAAAUGACUAGAGGCUGCUUGAGAUUAAGAGACAGAAGCGACAAUACAAACAAAUUCAACGUCAAUUUUAGUGGGACUCUGGUUCAGAUAUACAGCUAUAAAAGGUGUUUUGCAGGCAAUUGGGAUAAUUUGAUUAUGCGUCAGAUAUUAAAAGUUAUAAAAUUGUUCAUUUUCUUGGGUGUAAUAAUCUUACUAUGAUUAUCUGGAGAAUAUUCUUUGAAAUCUUCAACAUUUGUUGAAGAAAUAUUGAAGAAUGAAGCAUCGUGAUGUCUGCCAGUGACCAUCAAAUGUUUUAGCAAGAAUAUGUAUGUGUGUAUAUAGAUUGAGAAAGACUUUUUAAUG